Debaryomyces fabryi is the source of this 1230-nucleotide messenger RNA. RefSeq names its product lysophosphatidylcholine acyltransferase (gene TAZ1). Lineage: Eukaryota; Fungi; Ascomycota; Pichiomycetes; Serinales; Debaryomycetaceae. Bases 1 to 1230 code for a protein of 409 amino acids. The record is from RefSeq and is a predicted model, not a curated record. Gene Ontology annotation, biological process: cardiolipin acyl-chain remodeling; inner mitochondrial membrane organization. The transcript has a single exon. Gene Ontology annotation, molecular function: 1-acylglycerophosphocholine O-acyltransferase activity. Gene Ontology annotation, cellular component: mitochondrial membrane.
AUGUCUUUCCAGGAUGUAUUGAAGAGAGGAGAUGACUUUCUUAACGAAUAUCCGAGAACAUCAACAUUAUGGAAUUAUGCCUCUCAUGCUACUUGCUUAUUUAUGAUUUUACAGUCAAAAUUUUUUUUGAAUGUGCUAUACAAUCCACAUUUGCACAAUAUAGAAAAGCUAGAUGGGGCUCUAGCCAAGGCGAGAUUAGAAAAUAGAUCAUUAGUGACAAUGAUGAACCAUAUGUCUGUUGUUGAUGAUCCAACAUUCUAUGCUGCAUUACCAUUUAGGUUUCACACUGAUAUUGAUACCAUAAGAUGGGGAUUCGGUGCACACAAUGUUUGUUUUUCGAACAAGGCAUUAUCAUGGUUUUUCAACUUGGGUAAGAUAUUGGGGACCAAAAGAUUUGGGGAUGGCCCAUUCCAGGGCUCAUUGGACGCAGCUAUUAGGAUUUUGAGUCCUGACGAUACCUUAGAUUUAGAAUUUUCCCCGGGGGUCAAGGAAGUAUCGAAGCCAACAUUAUUACAAGAAAUUAAUAAUAUUGGUUCAGUAGGAGGUAACACCACGCUGUUGGCUCAAAAAAUAAAACCUACCCCAGAGUCUACAAAUGUUCUUAUGUCCAAAUCUCCUUUUAUUCGUACGAAAACUUCGUGGUUCCAUGUAUUUCCUGAAGGUUUUGUGUUGCAGCUACAAGAACCACAUCAAAAUUCUAUGCGUUAUUUCAAAUGGGGUAUCUCCCGGUUGAUUCUCGAGAGUACUCGUGCUCCUGUUGUAGUGCCAAUAUUCACAUACGGCUUUGAGAAAGUGGCACCCGAAGACUCCGCUGAUAAGGGAAUUAAUAGAUGGUUACCAUCAAAUAUAGGCGCCGAGAUACACAUUAACAUAGGUGACCCCAUUCCAGAUGAAAAAAUAGAAUCGUAUAGAAAGAAAUGGAGAGACUUAUGCAACAAAUAUAUCGAUCCAAAAAAUCCUACAGAUUUAUCGGAAGAACUUAAAACUGGAAAAAUGGCUAAACGUUUGAGAUCUGAUCUUGCUGCUGAGUUAAGACAAGCAGUUUUAGCCAUCAGAGAUUCAUUAGGUGUCUUUAAGCCUGAAGACCCUCGCUUUAAAAAUCCAGUGUUUUGGGAGGAAUACACGAGGACUGAAGGUAAAAGUGAUCCGGAUGUUCGGUUUAUUGGUAAGAACUGGGCGAUCAAGAGAUUACAGAAGCACCUACCAGAAUAUAGUGAAGAUGAACCUUAG